AUGUUACUUAUAUUCUUCCUCUUAUUCUUUGUCGACGCUCAUAUUCGAAUGGACCUUUCGGCCCAAUCCCACCCUGAUGAGAGGAUCAGAGAAAGAGAUAAUGUGAAGGGAAAAUUAUCUAAUCGAGAUAUUACUUUUACUGCGCCUUUACUGAUUGGCUCAGAAGAGGAUAAAGUCCGUAUAAUGGUCAAUACUGGUCUGAACCUCUUCUGGGUGCCAACUCGUAACUGUGACUACUACAGUAAUAACAGGCGAGACACAAUACCUGAAAUAGGUCAGUGUGACUCAGCCGGAAUAUACCUCCCUUCAGCACUGACUUUGUUCCAUAAUACAAGUGAAGAAUUUGUAUGGCAUUAUGGGAAAAAUGCAAAUACAACUCAGAAAGGAUUCGGUGGAUACUUCGGUACUGAUAAAGUCCAAUAUGGAGAUUACGCAGGAAAUAUGACUUUUGGUAUUGGCAAUGAAGUUAAUCAUAUUGGCGAACUUGGCUUGGGCUUCCGAGAUCCCGGAAUGACAUACUCCAAUUCGACGUUGAAUCAGCUAAGUUUCUUGCAACAACUAGUAAAAAAAGGAGACAUCCAAAGAAAUGCGUAUUCUUUCCAAUUGGGAAUAAACAACGCUUCUGAGGGUACCCUUCAACUUGGCGCUGUUGAUCAUAGUAAGUAUGAAGGAAAGCUUCAGAAGGUAAAAAUGGUUGAUCUUUAUAGUGAUAGCUCAGAUUCUAUUCUGAUUCUACUUGAUGGGAUUCUGGGUACAGACUUCAGCAUGGAAUUGAACAUGGCUGUUGCUAUCAGAAUAGAAGAAGCAACACUGAUUCUUCCUGAUCGUUUCUUUGAUAAACUAAUUGCUCACUUGAAUGCAAUUAAAACACCCGAUGAUGUUACUGUUGUUCCCUGCAGCAUGUUGAAUCUGACGGAUCUGCUCUCGUUCUAUUUUAGUGGUAUUGAAAUUCAAGUACCACUAAGAGAUCUAAUCUUCCAAGAGAGUACAUUUGGUUGCUGUCUAACGAUUGAUGAUUAUGAUGGUCCGUAUCAUCUCGGUCAAGACAUACUCAAAAGUGCAUACGUCGUUGUUGACUUGGACAACAAAGAAGUUGCAUUGGCUCAGGCGACGAAUUCUUCGAGCGAAGACAUCGAAGAUAUCGUGUCUGAGAUCCCUCUGGCUCUGGAAGCUCCACUCUACUCGUAUACCGAAGUUGCCGAGAAGUAUUACUACUCAGAUGGGUGGGUAAGCUCUCUGUAUGACGUUUCAUCUCGGCCCUCAUACUCCACAAAUACAGGAAGCAGGUCUGUCGAUCUUGGAAGUACAACAUACAUGCCUUUUUAUACAAAGGCAACUACUAUUUAUGAUUACUUUGCUUCCCAAAGGAAUAGUGGACACUUCACAAGAUGCCUGCCUUUCCUGUUCCUCCUAUUUUCGAUACUUUUAGCUUUGUAA
This is a messenger RNA of Sungouiella intermedia, 1437 nucleotides long. The record is from the annotation of a GenBank genome assembly. NCBI's taxonomy places the organism in Eukaryota, Fungi, Ascomycota, Pichiomycetes, Serinales, Metschnikowiaceae.